Spirometra erinaceieuropaei is the source of this 660-nucleotide messenger RNA. The record is from the annotation of a GenBank genome assembly. Lineage: Eukaryota; Metazoa; Platyhelminthes; Cestoda; Diphyllobothriidea; Diphyllobothriidae.
AUGCGUCAGCUCCACGACGGCAUGAUGGCGCGAGUCACGGACAAUGGAGCUAUACCAAAAGCAUUCGAAGUGACCAAUGGAGUGAAGCAGGGUUGCGUCCUCAUGUCUGCCAUCUUCAGUCUCAUGUCCUCUAUCAUGCUGAUGGACGCCUACCGUGACGAACGUCCCGAAAUCCGCAUCGCCUACAGAACGGGUGGUCAACUGCUCAACCACUGGAGGAUUAACUCUUGCUUGCGUGCCUCCACAACCACCGUCCACGAACUUCUGUUCGUCGAUGACUGCGCCCUCAAUGCAAAUACUAUAGGAGACAUGCAAAGACGCAUGGAUCUCCUCUCCGCCGCCUGCGAGAUCUUCGUCCUAAUCAUCAUCACGGAGAAGACGGUGGUCAUACACCAACCGCCACCCGACGCUGCCUAUGUCGCACCCAAAAUCAGCGUGAACGGCGCACAACUGCAAGUGGCGGACAACGCUUUCUUCACGACUACUUCCUGGAACUCGCCUCUUCGCCUCAAUCAACCAUGUAUCUGGGCAGCACCCCCUGCUACAGCGCCAAAAUCGAUGAUAAAGUGGCCCGCCGGAUUUCCAAAGCCAGCCAAGACUUUGGCCGUCUCCAAAACACUGUCUGAAACCGUCACGGUCUCCAUCUCAACACAAAACUAA